GUUUGACAUGCGCAGUGCGACCUAACGGGACCACACCGAGACACGUCGUCGGCUUGUAACGGGAGCGCUCGAUUUGUCCCGCUUAAUAUUGCUGCAUAUAUAGAAUACAGUUAAUUUACGUUAAAUACGAAGUAACAAAUUUAAACAUACCGUUGAAUAGUAAAUUAUGUAGUUAUUUUGCAUAAUCACCAAAUGAGGACUUAUCGUACAAAUGCCACAUAAAACGAGGCGAAAUUCACGCAAUGAAGAGUCUGAAUAUAUGAGCUACAGAAUGUUAACAGAACACAUUAAAUAAAAAGAUGUACAAAUGUAAUAUGCAUAACAUAAUUUAUGAUUACACUCAAAGUAAAAUAUAUAUUUAAUAAAAGAACUGUGGUAAAUGUUAAUCAAAUAAUGUGGAUAUAGUGUGAACAUUAAUGAAAAGACGCCUUGCGCAAUAUUCGACGAGAACACAUGACUUCGAAAAACACGACCAUAGGUCACGUGAUCCACCCGUUUGUCACAUGAUUCUUGUUUCGGAAGGCAGGAAGAUGGCGGCGCACCUGUCUUACGGAAGAGUGAAUCUUAAUAUUUUGAGAGAGGCCGCACGGAAGGAGCUGCGAGAAUUUUUGGACAAAUGCGCUGGUAGCAAGGCAAUUGUAUGGGAUGAGUAUCUGACUGGCCCCUUUGGAUUAAUUGCUCAGUAUUCUUUACUGAAGGAACAUGAGGUGGAGAAGAUGUUCACUCUCAAGCCGGGACGUCUUCCGGCAGCCGACGUUAAGAACAUCAUCUUCUUCGUAAGGCCAAAGCUGGAGUUAAUGGACAUAAUUGCAGAUAAUGUUGCUAGCGAGGACAAACUCCGCACGCCACGUGACUUCCACGUCCUGUUUGUGCCGCGCCGGAGCCUUCUGUGUGAGCAGCGGCUGAAGGAGAAGGGUGUGCUGGGCUCGCUGAUCAAUGUGGAUGAAUACAUCCUGGAUCUCAUCCCUUAUGAUGGGGACCUGCUGUCCAUGGAGUCUGAGAGCGCAUUUCGGGAGUGCUACCUUGAGAACGACCAGACCAGCCUGUACCACACGGCCAAGGGACUGAUGACCCUCCAGGCGCUAUACGGCACCAUCCCACAGAUUUUCGGGAAGGGGGAGUGUGCACGGCACGUGGCCAACAUGAUGCUUAGGAUGAAGAGGGAGUUUGCAGGUUGCCAGACACAGAUCCUGCCGGUGUUUGACACGCUGCUGCUGUUGGACCGAAACGUGGACCUGCUCACGCCGCUGGCAACGCAGCUCACCUACGAGGGGCUGAUUGACGAGAUCUACAGCAUCAACAACGGCUACGUUAAGCUGCCCCCGGAGAAGUUUGCCCAGAAGAAGCAAGGUGAAGGAGAAAAGGACCUCCCCACGGAGCCCAAAAAGCUGCAGCUCAACUCCGCUGAGGAGCUCUACGCUGAGAUCCGUGACAAAAACUUCAACGCCGUGGGGGCCGCUCUCAGCAAGAAGGCCAAGAUCAUCUCAGCUGCCUUUGAGGAGCGCCACAAUGCCAAGACGGUGGGAGAAAUCAAGCAGUUUGUGUCGCAGCUGCCCCACAUGCAGGCGGCCCGUACCUCCCUGGCCAACCACACGUCCGUCGCGGAGCUCAUCAAGGACAUCACCACUUCCGAUGCCUUUUUCGAUAACUUGACGGUGGAGCAGGAGUUUAUGACUGGAGUGGACACUGACAAGGCCAACACCUACAUAGAGGACUGCAUCGCUCGCAAGGACCCCUUGAUCAAGAUCCUGCGUCUGGUCUGCAUGCAGUCUGUGUGCAACAAUGGCCUCAAGCAGAAAGUUCUGGACUUUUACAAGAGGGAGAUCCUGCAGACCUAUGGCUUCCAGCACAUUUUAACACUGAAUAACCUGGAGAAAGCUGGCCUCCUGAAACUGCAGACAGCAACCCGGAACAACUACCCCACCAUCAGGAAGACACUCAAGCUGUGGAUGGAGGACGCCAAUGAGCAGGUGGCUUCCCAUCAAUUUUAUCACCGUGGGAGGGCUGUUUUGGGAGGGGGCAGCUGGAGGUACGGAGGAGUCCAUUUUGAUGAUGUCAAGCAGAAAGCGGAAUAUGUGCCUGUUUGUCGCCCCACCUCCACAGGCCAGCAGGGGGAGAACAGGAUCACGCUGGUGUUCUUUCUGGGAGGCGUGACGUACGCUGAGAUCGCCGCCCUACGCUUCCUGUCCCAGAUGGAGGACGGGGGAACAGAGUACGUGAUCGCCACCACCAAGCUCAUCAACGGCACCAGCUUCAUCAAGUCCCUGAUGGAGCGGCUGGAAGUGCCGCCCUAAUGGGCAUACUGUUUGCCCCCCCCCCCCGGGCUUGCCCGUGAGAGGAGGCUUUGUGCUCUGGGUAUCAGGACUCUUCAGCCUUAUGUUUUACAAGAUCACCUGCUCCCUCCUCAAGGGAUGAUCCCUCCCCAGCUCCAAACAGCCAUCUUGCCUGUAUCAGUCGAAGCAUUGCUAAGAUUCUGUAGUUUGUGGCUUCAUGAUCCUUUUGACUGUUACCAAAGCCCAGCCCUCCUACGCACACUGGAGCUGAACAUGCCCAUCACACGUGUCCCUGUUAGCAGGUUUCCAGCCGUACCUGUCCCUCUCCAUCUGCUCCUUCAUUAACAGUGUCUUUUACUUAAGACAGUUCCGGAAGAUAAUUCCUUACUGUGACAGUGACAGGUGUGCAUGCCGGUUUAAGGUCAGAGCUUAAACAUUCUAUUCUAUUGAUUAUCUGCCAAAAUGAACUAAAGAAGCCUUCAUGCACAAUUCAAAAACCUGUUGUGUGCAGAAGGGAUGAACUGGGAUUAUUUGACUGGGCUGCAGCACCAGGACUGGAGGCUGCAGCUCCAGAUGGAAAGGGAUUGAGGAGCAUGUGGAGACCAUUGGGGUCUCCUGGGCCGUUCCCAGUGCCACCUGUGUCCCAGAGCCCCGUCCAUUACAUGUUGUGUUGGGCUUUCACCUUUCUCUGUUUUGUGACACCUGUGCUGUGCUCAAGGUUUUUUUGUAAAUAAACUAUCAAAUGAGCA
Paramormyrops kingsleyae is the source of this 3022-nucleotide messenger RNA. The record is from RefSeq and is a predicted model, not a curated record. NCBI's taxonomy places the organism in Eukaryota, Metazoa, Chordata, Actinopteri, Osteoglossiformes, Mormyridae.